Girardinichthys multiradiatus is the source of this 5281-nucleotide messenger RNA. RefSeq names its product phosphoprotein membrane anchor with glycosphingolipid microdomains 1 (gene pag1). The coding region runs from base 716 to 2053 and encodes 445 amino acids. Gene Ontology annotation, biological process: intracellular signal transduction; negative regulation of T cell activation. The transcript is spliced from 10 exons. Gene Ontology annotation, cellular component: plasma membrane; membrane raft. The record is from RefSeq and is a predicted model, not a curated record. NCBI's taxonomy places the organism in Eukaryota, Metazoa, Chordata, Actinopteri, Cyprinodontiformes, Goodeidae.
CCGGCGUUCCUGGCUGCAGCCUCUACAGCUGGCGGAGCGACCGCACAGCGAUGCACCCUGGACACAACCGAGAAGCUCCGCGUCUUUAACGUCCUCCUGAAAUGCGUUCAGGCUGCGCAACGAGCCGCAUCUCUACCUGUGGCCUCCACAAACACAGACACCCCGCUUCUGUUCCUCAGCUCCACCAAACGUAGCGCCAGGGGAAGGGGGGAGGCUUUGGAGGAACAGCUCACUGAAGAAACCCAGCCACUUUGGACUCAGGCAAGCCGCUGAACGCUCACCGCGCCUCGGCCCCUGGGCACCUCAGCCUUGCUCCUUGUUGGAGAAACCUUCUGAUCACAGUCUGGACUCUGAAUUCAUUCCUGGCAGCAGUCCGCCCUGGAUACCUCUCUGUCUGGUUAAACGAACCCUGUCCACCCUCCUACGGUUCCUCCUGGAUCAUCAAGAAGCCCCCAACGGAAUCAGCACAGCCUCUCUAUCUCAGACUCACACCAUUUUCCCCCUGGCGGAUUCCCUCACCCGAAUAGCCACCAGUUUGGACCAAAUUGACGAAUUGUCAUAGUCAUUGGAUGGUGUUCCAUUAUAACAUUCAUCUCCACCAGUGUGUAAUCCCUGGUGACUUUGCCAUCCUCCUGACCCAACUUCUGGCAACACAAAUUAGAAUAAAAAAGCUGGUACCUGUUCAAUGUCCUUGGCCCACACAGUGUGAUGUAUCAUGGCUCCAGUGCUGAGUGGAGUGCGGUGGCUGUCGCAGGCGAGAGUUUUUGGGUCGGGGACGGCAGCUGCCGCCAACGCCGCGCCCUGGCCGCAGAGUGAGCAGCUGGUGUUGGUCAUCACCCUCAGCAUUGUAACUGGCUUGUUCCUGCUCUCUGUGCUGCUGGGGCUGUGUGCCAGCUGCCAGGGGCAGAAGAAAGCAACAAAUGGACAUCCCGCAGGAGACCAAGAAAACCUUGUAAAUGGAGUGUCGGAGAAAGAGAUGAUCAGCCAAUCAGCAGACAGUCCGGUGAUUGACGCGGCUGUCAGCAGCUCUCACAACGGUCCUCUAACCAGCGGUACAAUCCUUUCAGACACGCAGGACACCAGCCCUCAGUUGUCCGAGGAGCUGCUCUCCAGCCAAUCAGAGCUCCGGUCCUCUAAGUGUCAUCAGGACCGAGAGCUUCCCAGCAUCCCUCCUGGCAGCGCCCUUAUGGAGGACAGACCCCCAGCCUCAGGAGACAGCACUUAUGAGGUGGUGAAGGAGAUUGCGGUGGCAUCCCGCGACGUCAGCGUCGAGGACUCUUUGUACGAGACUGUCAAGGAGAUCAAAGACACCUCUGUGCAGCCUCGCCUCACCAACGGUACCAUCCAACCAAGCCCCAGUGAACCCCCACCUCAAUCUCUUGUUAACGGCCACCCAAGCCCCUGCACCCCGGAACGGGGGCCGCUGUGCGAGGGGGUGGAGUACGCCUCGGUUGACCUGCGAAAGAAGAGCCGUCACAGCGCUGACAUAGAGGCCAAAAGGUGCCCCGAUAACGCUGCCAUUCCCUCACACAAGCCUCCGGAGGAGCCAGAGGACAGGCCACCGCCAGUACCAAGGAAGGUUCUGGACGAAAACGACAACCAGUCAAUGGUGAUGAAUGGUCUGGAGGUGGCUGGGCUGCACAAUGGUGAGUUAAAAUACCCUAAGUCUCCUCCACCGGACUUUGAAGACCACCCACUAUCAGAUAAUGAAUCACCACUGUACUCUACAGUUAACAAGACCCACUGCAACCAGGCCGUUAACGAGGAAGACAAAGAGCACGACUACAGCAGCAUCGCAGAGAUCAAAGGUCUGGUUCCAGCCUCGUCCUCCAGCGACCUCUAUGCCACAGUCCAUGAUUUCUACCCUCAACCUGAUGAGCCCCAGCCAGGGGAUGGGCCCCCAGUGGACAGCACAGAUCCCGGCUAUGAAUCAAUCCGCAUCCCAAAGACUAGUAGCUCGGAUGACGAUCACGGAGCCGGGAACUCCAAGCCGGAGCCUGACUACGAAAGCGUGGGAGAGCUGGGUCUGGGUCGGGAAAUGUCCCGCCUUUGAGUUAACUGCCUCACUAUUGUAUCUCCCAGUAGCACUUUGAAGCAGCUGUGUAGGAUGCCUUUGAUGCAGACUGCUUCUCAUAGUUUCCAUCAUAACUAGUGUAUAUCUUCUUUACAGCUUAGGUACGGUUUAUCAUAUCUAAACGUCUUUAUUUAUCAACCAGAGUGAGCGACAUCGGUACUGGUAGGCCUUAAGAACUCUUAAAAACACAUUCUAAAGCCUGGUCAACAGAGAUAAAUAAAUAUAUCAAUCUAGUGCCAUAUAGCGUGCAUAAACGUCAUUCCCAACUGUAUUAUGUGAAGGUUAGAUUAUUUGUAGGAUCUCUCUGCAGCAUUUAGUCUUUCAGGAUUCUAUAUAACUCAUAUUUUAUUGAAGCUUAAAAGGUGUCUUUCAAGGCCUUCCUUUGUCAUGUUUGCAGCACCUCCAUCUCACUAAAUGUUCCUGUGAGAGGGUUCCUGGCAGGAAAAAAAAAAAAGAGUCAAUUGAUGACCAAACAGUGGUGAUAUUUGGUCGUAUACGCUGUCAGACAGAGACUGCUACCUGCUUCUGUGGGCUUGACAUUUGAAAAGUCGUAAACAAUCACUGCGAAGGAAAAUAAGGGUGAUUUUCAAUGAAGUUUAGGGUUUCAUAGUACAUUUGGACCUUUCUAGAAAUGUCUGGGUCCAUGGCAACAAUUUUGUUGUACAAAUCAUAUUGUAUUUAUUUGAAAAUGUUUAUUAUUGUGUAAUUGUUAAAUGUUUCUGACUGUGUCUGUGAGAGGAUUUUAUAGACGUUUCUUGCAUUUUCAUUGAGAUGUUAAAUGAAGGUUAACAGAGGGUUUGAUGCCAGGUACGUGUUCCUUUAAUUUUAUUAUGCUAGGAGGUCAGUUUCCACAAACUUCGAAGUACUUAUAUGUUUAAAUGACACAACACACUUACCUUAUUGUGUUAUUUAUUAACAGUUUUUAGUUGUUUUGGUACAAGGGACUGUCUUCAGUUCCUUCAAAGCACUUGAAUUAGUUUAAUGGUACUGCAGACAUUAUCACCACAGUCCAGUUGUUCAAGCACCUUCCACAUGGAUUAGCACCUCUUGUAAAGAUCUGCAUAAGGCUUAAAAAUAAAUUAAUUUCUAUUUCAAGAGCAUAAUCUCAUUCUGAAUGUGUGUGUGUGUGUGUGUUGGCAAAAACAACGGAGUUCCUUCACAUUAUUGAAAAGCAUAGAAAUUAAUUUAUUUGUCCAAACUUGGAUAAGAAUAAAAUGUUUUAUUUAAUUUAUAGGCUACCUACCUAUAACUUUGAUUUGGCACAUCAGGACUUAGGCUUCAGUCCAAGUCAUCUAUCCUUUUAAUUUCUUAUUUCAGUGACAGAACCCAGAUAUAAUUACACUUCCAGAAAAUAAAAGAGCAUUUUCACCUCAUUAUUGCCCUUUAAACCCUCUUAGAUCAAUACUUUAAUAUUUAUGUGGUGUAGAUGGCAUAGAACCACCGCAUAAUAGGACAAGUAGUCAUGUUUUGACAUGUAGCAUAAGGUAGAGAUCACAAAUUGCUUUUCAGAAUCCACAUUUAGCGUAGGAUAAUCCACUACAGCUUUAUGAUAGGUUAUAGAUUUCUAAAAAAGAGCUAAACUAAGUUGGCCCACAUGCCAGAAAAGCUGUGGAAAAGCCCUUUACCAGACCUCUGAAUCAACAGCAUUGUGUUGUUUCUAGAUCUGUGAAUCAUACAGCUAAUAAAACCAAACUAGGAAAAUGUUUUCUAGGCAAAUGUCCAGAAUGUUGGGGGAAAAAAACACAAAGUAAAAUAUACAUUAAUAUAUUCCACAAUUUUAUUAUUUGGAAAUGGCAAUAAAUGUGACAUUUUUAAGUAGUUUUUGCGUAAACUAAAUAAUUAUUCUUUAAUAUAUUUUCCCCUAACUGAAUACAUGUGCUCAAGUUAAAGGUAGGAUUUGUCUAAAUCUUUUAUUGUGUGAUUAUGCUUCUAUAAUAAAAUAUUAAUUCAUUUUUAACUCUUUUUGCACAUCUUUAAUACAGGUGCCAAUGAAAUCAGAGGGUCUGUAUCUGUAAACAUUCUGCACAUAAUGCAUUUUAGAUCCAUCUAUUUAACAGCUUGUACUGACGAAACGCUGACUAAGGCAUGUAUAUAGGUAAAGCACUAUUUUAACCAACUGUUAUUCACAGGAAAUGUAAUCUUAUACUAUUUUGUUUAAUGUCCAGAGAUGUAGAAUGUUUUAUUUUUUUUUAAUCUAAUAGCAGUAAUGAAUGUCCAACUUGUUUUGGUGUCUUUUUUUUGUUGUUGGCCAUAACAAAGUGGUAACCAAUCGGAUGUGAGUCAGGUGGUACAAUUAUUUUGGUACAAGCAUUGGAAGAAGAGUUUGGUACUUAAAUUAGGGGAGAAAAGUCUUAAAUAUGUAUACUUGGUUAUAAUUUUGCUGUACUUUUAUUCCUCUUUGCCACAUUAUCUACUCCCUUUGCAGAAACAAUACUGCCAGCCCCUUCAACCAAUUUCCAAAUAUUAAAGUGUUACAAUAUCUCCAGUUAGUCUGUUUCAUGAAACGUGCUGGAGGGUGUUAAGCACCGCCAGCCAGCUCAUUCUGACCGGUAAUCGAUUCCUAAAUGAUUACUUUUCCCUGUGCUCAGCCUGUGAAUUAGUAUUUUACAUCCAUUCCACCCCUGGUAUUUUACAUAUAAAGACCAGUAAGAAAAUAUGCAUAUUUCUGCAAGAAGGUAAUAAUGAGUGUUGCUUAUAGUCUCUCAUGUGGAAAAUAACAAACAUUUGAGAGCAUUGCUCCCUCAUGCAGUAAUGUAGCUGCAAAUCAGGCCAUUGGAUUUUUAUGUUGUUCUUAGAAUGCUAUAAAGGACAUGUAAGGAAAUACCAAAGGGAGAUGUUUUGGUGCCAAAUCUAAUCAGAACAGCAUGCAUUAGUAGACCUAAACUCAGUUGUGCUCAUUCAACUCCUGUCCUGAUCUUAUAAACACACAGAUUUCCCGCUGCAGGGAGGGCGGGUGUAGUUGAGGUCUGCUGAAGUGCACUCCUCCUGAUGCCUUGUCUUUAGGCCCACUCCUCCCCUAAUGAGACCAUUUGUUCCCCCCAAAUAGGCAGCAGACAACUCUGUUGUGACACCCGCCUUUGAUCAAAGGGCAAAGCCCGUUUUGGCGGUUAUAGCCACAUCUGUUGUGGCACUAUGUCCAGUUUCCAGUCUUUGCGUGUAAAUAUUUUAUCACAUGAAUUCUUCUAUUAAACUAUGAAUAUUAUGAAA